This is a messenger RNA of Phytophthora nicotianae INRA-310, 4327 nucleotides long. RefSeq lists its product as hypothetical. The record is from RefSeq and is a predicted model, not a curated record. Bases 628 to 2031 code for a protein of 467 amino acids. NCBI's taxonomy places the organism in Eukaryota, Oomycota, Peronosporomycetes, Peronosporales, Peronosporaceae. Gene Ontology annotation, molecular function: protein binding. The transcript has 3 exons.
CACUCCUUGUACUUACAAUUUUCCAUACUAAUCUGAGCUUUAGGCAAGGAAGCUCAGGAAGUGUUCGCCCGCUCGUCGCUCCGGUCUCGUGUCGCUCCCUCCCCGUCCUCUGUCGCUCCCCUCGCUGCGCACCCGUUAGGAUGAUCUCGCGCCUGCGUCUGGGAGGCUCUGGGGGCAACAAUAAUAAUGGCGGCGCCACCACAACCUCCAGCAUCUUCGGCGCCGCCGCCUCGGCCAUGAGCAGCAUCAGCAGCGGUGGGAGUCUACUCCCGGGCAACAGCAGCGUCGAGAGCGCGGCAGCCACAGCAGCAGCCAAUCACGCGGCAAGUUCAGGCGCCGCGGGGGCCUCAGGAGCUGCAGGUACUGCUUCCUCUACUAGUGAAGAUCUGCCCCCGGGAUGGCGACUGGUUAGCAGCCGGAAUUCCGGGAGGGACUAUUAUCUACACAUUGCCUCGGGCCAAACCCAAUGGGACUGGCCCACAGAGGCGGACACUAAGCGUAUGCGGAGCUCGCUGCCCCGAUCUCCCGUUAAUUCGCUCACUUGACUGUGAUUUAUUGUUGACGACAGGUCUGGACACGCCCAACAGCGGUAAAGCAGCGGGUGGGGGCUUCUUUGGCGUCUCGCGUAUGGUAGCACUGGUUAACCAGGCCAACAGGAGUCUACAGACGUCGCUACAAAGCACCACAGCAGCCCCUGGAGGCAAAUCAGGUACACAAUCAAGAGGAUCAGGUCAGGACGUCGAUCGCGAUGGCCAAGUGGUCGUGGAGAUUUUUGAGAAUGAACGUCUUGAAGGGAAACUACAGCCCAUGGACCCCAAACGCUUCAGUGAUCGCCACGCGGCACCAGGUGCAGGACAAGACGAGAAACCAGAGGGUGAUCUUCCUGCGGGUCACGAGUGGGUCACGGACUGGGAAAUUGACCAGAACUACACAGCAGUGGAUCGUGAUGGCUGGACGUAUGCUGCAGAUUUUGUGGAGAUCGUGCGCUUACUUGGAGAUGAUCUUAGUCACGCGUCACGUCACCCCACAGACGCAGUGCGUCGUCGUCGAUGGAUCCGUUAUCGCCAGCCUGUGGAUGAAAACACCCCACAAUCCCCAACAGAUUCAACUGGAUCGAAGUCUUUAGCAUCUUCGGCUACGUCAAAUAACUGGGGAGAUUCCACCAAUGGACAGGGCAACGACUACAUGCUGGGUGAUAACGAUGACCCAUUCAUGCGUACCGCUCAAAAGACCCAAACGGGCUUCCGUGUGAAUGUGAACUUUGCUCAUCGCGGAAAGAAAGACAACACAAAGGACUACCAAAGUAUCAGUCUGACGGACGUUAUGUGGUUAGUGAACGCCCACGAUGUGACAAAUGCGCCCACGGAAGAGCUGAUGCGCGAGAAAACUGCCAACCUGGAGGAACAAAUUAAGGAGGCCACUCUUCGCUCGAAAUCAUUGGAGAAGGAGCUCCGUUCUCAACAUGACAAGCAGACGAGGGAACUUACCAUGCAACAGAAGAAAUUUGAUGCGCUCGUGGCGCAGUACAGAAAGAUUCAAACGGAGAACGAGACGCUGCAAGCUAGUGUAUCAGAGCAUCGCGUUACAGUAGAGGCUUUGCGCAAGGAGGCGGUACGUUCUGGAACCAGGGCAUGCAGUCGGGUUUGUGGGCCGCUAAUGUGGAUACUGUUGUGCUAUGUUGGUAAUUCUUACAGACUGAAAAAGAUAUGCUGGCGAAUGAAGAACAACGAGCUCUUAAUGCCGAAACAGCAGCUCAAAACCAGGCGCUUGAGGAGAAGGCCAAAGCUCUCGCUACUGCGCGUAUGCGUUACAAGCGUGACAAUAAACAACUUGCUGCGGCAGUCGAGGACGCGAAGAAGCGACUGGAGCAACACAAGGCUCAGGCCAAUAUGGACUCGCACGACCCUGUUGCUAAGGACCUCAAAACUGAAAUGGACAAGGUGCGACAGCUGCACGCGAAGCUGGAGGCAGUGCGCCAGCACCGUCUCGUCGUCGAGGAGGAGAGCAAGGCACUAUUUAACCAAGUGGUAGAGAAGAAAGCUGACCUGAAGUUCAAGUCGAAAAAGAAGAUGGAGACGGCGUUAAGCGAGGUGGACGCAAAGAUUAAGACGCUGAAGGAGGAACAAGCUUCUCUGUCCAAGAGUCUGGCACAGAAACCUGAGGGCGACGCUCUACGCAAGAUUAAUGCCCGAAGGAACGACAUCAGAAGUGAACUUGGCGCAUUGAAGGAGAGACGGACGAUGUUGCUUGCGGAGAAGCGAAAGCAGGAGGGCGUAGAGCUGUAAGAGAUUCCGCUGAAUGGGGUGCUCGGUCUCCACCAGCGGGGCCGUGUAAGAUGUCGCGACGUCCAAAGCCUUUCCGUUACAGGUCAAGUACUUCUGACGGGUGAUUGUCAAUAACUGACACGUGCUUGUUGAACAAAGUGUGCUUUUCUCUUGAUAUUCUCCUGGGGGGCCCUCGCAAAAAAACGCAAGCGACGAAGUUCGUCUACCGCAAUAAUGGCCCCGUUGCUACUAUCCCUCAAGUUCAUACUGUAUACCUGUUUUCCCACGGUAUCAACCACGCAACAGCGACGUGUAAAUGGCUUUUUCUUCUCCUUGCAGUGCCACAACAUUCAUCUCUCCACUCGAGAGAUGUCCAAUGACGAGCACAGCGUCUCGAUUGCAUCGUUCAGCAUGUCGUCGAGCACAAACGCAACAUUCGACCCGAAGCAGCUCACGUUGAGCACCUGCGCGUCCGUGGUGCAGCCUGACAUCACUGCCACUACACCCGUCUCAUCGAAGCCGUAAGCGCGUCCACUAAGCUUGAUCGCGCGCCAUCGAUCGGGAGAGACGAUCAGCGACUCCUUCUCGAAUGAUGGCAAACAGCGCUCGUCCAUGAUGAGGCUCACCUCCUCUGCUGUCUCGCAUAAGCACCAGAAAGACAUUUCCUCUGUCUCUCCCAGCGGUUCACCGUCACCUUCGGUUGAAGCUGAACCAGUAGAUAGCAACACGAGUUGUGUGAGUCCGUAGGCACUGGCCCGAAGUGCGUCCUUCUGAAGUCUCACAAGGACAAGUGAGUCCGGGUACACUGCGAAGGAAUAUGGCUCUGGUUAGCAUAUUCGAACAUGAUGAUAAGAGAGGCAACAAGCCUCGUACCUGUGAGAUACUGGCCGUCUCCCACACGAGAAGCGCUCACAGUCUCCCCGCUGCUUUCCGCAGCGUCAUUUGGUGAUAUUUCGCGGUCAGAGAGUGCAUUUUCCGCGUCCUUAGCCUGAUGUUACAUGAAAGGGUUAGUUUCAUCAACAAGAGUACUUUACAUGGCUACACUGAUGAGAUGAGAUCCGCACCUCCUUCAAGCCGUGCAAUCCUCGCGACAACUUGGACUGUAGACACGAGAUAGCUGCCUCCAGGUGGAGCUCUUGGACAAAGAUAACGUCUGUGUCGUACGUGCUCAUGUUGAGGAUACUAAUGUGGUCGUCGGCCAGCAGUUUGGACAGGAAACUCACGACACCAGGGAACUCUGCGACCAUCGGUCCCAAGUGGAUCUACUCAACAAGACAAAAAGCCACCGCAAUUCAGUCCACCAUGCCCGUCUGCCACUAUAGUAGUCUCAGCUGUGAAGUACCUGAAUGGCUCGCCAAGAUUGAGGCGCGACGGUGAUAAAGUCCUCCAUGCCCUGUAAAAAACGCAACAGUAAAUACUAAUAUUCUCUCCAUCUAAGACAACAAUAGGGUACGUACUGCGCGCUUGAACAUGUCGAUGCCGCUGGGAUCCAUGAAGAGCGUGGUGCCCUCACGGUCAGAUACAAUGGAGAAGAUCUCGGUCUGCUUGGAGCGACACACGUGGCUUUCAGUACGAACACAGCCACCCUCAUUCUCGUCAAAGCUGCAGCCACUAUACAGCAACAGACUGGAACAAACACAACAUAUCAGAUUAAGGUCUUUGCGGCGGACUGCGUUGCCCUCUUUGUACGCGCACAUUAGCAGCUCACGCACUUGAGCAGCGGCCAGCUGCCGUGGCGGAUGUGCUCAGCCGGCACGAACACGACACUCACGAGACCUACGCAACACGGUCAAGGUCAGCACAAACUCGAUGAGUGACAUUGUGGCUGUAAAUGGACGCACCUGGCAGUAGCGUGGCGUGGAAGUUGGAGGUGGUGACAAUAUCCAUCGAGGUUGUCGCGGCGUCGGGCGGUCGUUGGUUGGUUGGCUGCUUCUCCUCAGGAUUGGCAUAUGCGCAAGGCGACGUCGGAGAGACGUGUACAGUACUAUUAUUACUAGCUGUACUACUAGUUUCGAUGAUAAUAAUCAAACUUACUUUGAAAGAAGUAAUAUUCUUCAUUCCCA